AUGUACCAAUUGGAAUUUAAGCAGAUGAACAUAAACAGUGCCAAUAAUAAGUUGGCUGGAGAAGCGGGAUUUCUGGCGGCAGUCGCGAAGGCGGCGCCGCGCUGUGCUGCUGUGGCUCACUGGCACUGCUUGUGGCUGGUGGGGAGCGUGGGCAGCGUAGAGGCUCAGCGCAGCCCGCUUGGCUGGGCAAUGGGUAGCUCUCAGAGGCUAGCGGCCGUAGCAGCCAUUUCCCAUUCGAGGAAUUAUUACAAUCACACACAGUCACAGGUAUCGCCAGCCGAAGUGACACACUACACGCGUGCGACGGCCGAGACGCUCAGGGGGCCUACCGCCUAUGGUUUGGCUAUUGCUAUAGCUUUUGAUUUCAUUUUGUUAUUUCUGAACGCCGAAGGCAAAGCAAUCCCAAUAGGCGGUAGGCCCCCCGAUUCCGGCACCGACGACGUCCGAACACAGAACGGUGUAGCUGCGACACUGUGUGGCGUAUUAGUAGCGGUGUGUGCGGCUUGCUGGCGACGAUCGCCGGCCUCUGACAAGCCGGAGGAGGCGCCCGACUGCCGCGGCGUCUACACCGUCAGUGCCGACGCUACGCUUGUACAGGUACACUCUACAAAGAUGCAUCGAAAACAGUUUCAUCCGUCAUUCAGGCUGUCGAACUUCUGGCUCCGUCCAUUUGAUACUACGAGUAUGUCUAUGAACGUGUGCUCUUUUAGCGCCGAAAAUACGCACGCCCAUUUUAGAGAAAUAGGUAGACGAAGCUUCGUCAGGCAGGCGAGGGAACGGGUAAAUCCUUAUGGAUACCCUACAGUCGGCUGCAAGGUUAUGCCAGACCCUUACUGA
This is a messenger RNA of Chilo suppressalis (striped riceborer), 837 nucleotides long. The record is from the annotation of a GenBank genome assembly. Lineage: Eukaryota; Metazoa; Arthropoda; Insecta; Lepidoptera; Crambidae.